Molecule: messenger RNA, 903 nt
Organism: Morchella sextelata
Lineage: Eukaryota; Fungi; Ascomycota; Pezizomycetes; Pezizales; Morchellaceae
Exons: 1
Coding region: 1-903 (300 amino acids)
Source: RefSeq, a predicted model, not a curated record
AUGAAAGAUGGAGGCAGCACCCCUCGAGCCAGAAGAGAUUUGGGUGAGAUUUCACUGAUGCAGAAACUGGCUCGGAACCAACAAGAACUUUCGAUUCUUGAAAAUCAGAACCGGAAAAAGUCACAUGAGGCGCUGGAAACCCGAUCUACCGAGACCGAGCUACAAGCAUGGCACGCGUACGAGCUACAAAUACUGGAAGAGCAAGAGCUACGGGACGAGCAACAAGCACGGGACAAGCAACAGAUACAGGACGAGAAAAAGUUCGAGGACGGGCAAAUGACCUGGGAAGAGUUGCAAACCCGGAAUAAACAACGGGCCCGGGACGAGGAACAGGCCCGGGAAAGGGAAGAGAGGUGGGACGAACAGGAUGAGAGGCAGGGGCGAAUAACCAUGGAUGAACUUCAGGCCCGGAGAAAGCAACGGGCCCGGGAUAAUGAUCGGGCCCAAGACGUGCAACAGUUCGAGGACGGGCAAAUGACCUGGGAAGAGUUGCAGUCCCGGAAUGAACAACGGGCCCGGGAAGAACAACGGGCCCGGGAAGAGCAACAGGCUCGAGACGAGCAAUCCAUCUGGGACGCGCAACGGUUUGAGGACGCGAAACAAUUAGAGGAGGGGAUCAGAGAACUGAUCUGGGAACGUGGGGAAAAGCGGAACAUGCAAAGGAAACAGGACGAGCAACGGGCCCGGAAUGAACAACGGGCCCGGAACGAGCAACGGGCCCGGAACGAGCAACGGGAACAGGACCGACAGCUGGCCUGGGAGAAGAAAUUUUCCCGGGACAAGCAACGGGCUCUAGCACUGGAACACGGCUCCGGCCCGAUCGGAUAUAAUCAUUCGGAAUGGGAGAAGGCCGAGGAUCAGUUCUGGGAAGAUAUUGCAUCUUGGAUGGGGCCCGCUUUAUGA